Molecule: messenger RNA, 2826 nt
Organism: Capsella rubella
Lineage: Eukaryota; Viridiplantae; Streptophyta; Magnoliopsida; Brassicales; Brassicaceae
Product: LRR receptor-like serine/threonine-protein kinase GSO2
Exons: 6
Coding region: 1-2826 (941 amino acids)
Molecular function (GO): protein binding
Source: RefSeq, a predicted model, not a curated record
AUGUCAAAUAAGAGAUUCUCAAUGUUGAUGUUCUCCAGAGCAUGUCUCAUGAUGGUGGUGGUGACGAUUUUGGUAUCUCUGCAUGUACAUGGUGGGUAUAGAGGUUGCAUCGAAAGCGAAAGGAAAGGAUUGAUGGAGAUCAAGGCUUACCUCAACACAUCCGAGUACCCCUAUUAUUGGCCUAACAACACAAAUAGCGAUUGUUGCAGAUGGGAAGGAGUCAAGUGUGAUCUUAACAGCGGGCGUGUGAUCAGCCUGUUUUUGACUGAAACAAUUCAUAACCUUCCCCUACUAAAUCUUUCCUUGUUUCAUCCCUUUGAAGAAUUACAAACUCUAAAUUUAAGUAAUUCAUGGUAUCAUGGCUUGUUCCACGACGAUAUAAAUGGUUAUAAAAGCCUAGGGAGAUUAAAAAGUCUUGAGAUACUCGAUUUACGUAACAACGGGGUUAAUAAUAGUGUCUUGCCCUUUCUAAGUGCCGCUUCUUCGCUUAAAACUUUAAUUCUUCGUGGUAAUCUUGUGGAAGGUACUUUUCCAAUGAAAGAACUAAAAGAAAUGAGAAAUCUAGAACUGCUGGAUCUAAGUGGGAACAAGUUCAUUGGCCCAAUACCAGACUUGGCGAAUUUUCACAACCUUCAAGGCUUGGAUUUGAGCGAUAACGACUUUUCUGGAUCACUGGAAAAGACAGGACUUUGUCAAUUGAAAAAUUUACUGGAGCUUGAUAUAAGUCAAAACAAAUUUACAGGCCCAUUUCCUAAGUGUUUUGGGAGCUUGACCAAGCUCCAAGUUCUUGAUAUCUCUUCAAACAAAUUGUAUGGGACGGUUCCGUCUCAUAUAAGAAAUCUUGAGUCUAUUGAGUACUUAUCUCUCUCAGAUAAUGACUUUGAGGGUUUCUUCUCUUUCGAGUUAGUAGCCAAUUUCUCGAAGCUCAAGGUGCUCAAAGUUUCAUCAAGGUCUAGUUUGCUGCAGGUACAAACAGAAAUCUCGUGGCAGCCGAGGUUUCAGUUAAGUGUCAUACAAUUACAGAACUGUAACUUGGAGAUAGUUCCAAGCUUUCUUCGACACCAAAAUGAUUUGCGCGUAAUUAAUCUCUCCAACAACAAGUUGACUGGACCAUUUCCCUCUUGGUUUUUGGAGCAAUAUCCAAAGCUUCGGGUUUUGCUUUUGCAGGACAACUCUUUCGCCAUGUUUCAGUUGCCAAGACUACUUAAUCAGAGUCUACAGAUUUUGGAUGUAUCAAAUAAUAAUUUUGAUCAAAAGCUCCCUGAGAGUAUUGCAAAGGUGCUUCCAAAUUUGAUACACUUGAAUCUCUCAAGUAACGGGUUUCAAGGGUAUUUGCCACCUUCCUUUGGUGAGAUGAAAAUGCUCCAGUUCUUGGACUUAUCGCGUAAUGACUUAUAUGGCAGUCUACCAAGGGAGUUUCUUAUGGGUUGUGAUUCACUAAAUACGUUGAAGCUUUCAUACAACAGAUUCCAUGGACAACUUUUUCCAAUACCAACAAAUUUCGGGAACUUGAUCUUGUUGAUUGCAAAUAACAAUCUAUUUACUGGGAUCACAGGUGGAUUUGUGAAUCUAACUACUUUAUCCGUGCUUGACUUGUCGAAUAAUAAUCUACAAGGUGUGCUUCCAAGUUGGUUCGGCCACUUUCCUAUGGUGUAUGUUUCUCUUUCGAAUAAUCUUUUGGAAGGUACAGUACCAAGUAGCCUUUUUAACGUAGAAACCAUGAAGAUUUUGGACCUCUCUGGAAAUAAGUUUUCAGGGAACUUACCUGUGCACUUCGGAGGUCAGUAUAUGAGUCUGUUGUACCUCCACGACAAUGAGUUCACAGGGAACAUUCCAAGUACAUUGAUAAAAGAUGUCUUGGUACUCGAUCUGCGAAAUAACAAAUUAUCUGGGACUAUCCCACGCUUUUUCAACAACCCGGAUGUCAUCUCUCUUUUGUUGAGGGGUAACAGGUUAACUGGUCAUAUUCCUAAGGAUCUAUGUACUUUAAGGGCUCUUAGGAUCUUGGAUCUUGCCAACAACAUAUUGGAUGGGUCUAUACCUUCAUGUCUAAACAAUGUAUCAUUUGGAAGGGGCUUUGAUUAUGCGACUGAUGGUAAUACAUAUUCAAUUGGAUUUGAUGAUGAAGAGUUGGAGGUUUAUUCUAGGUUGUUGGUUUUACCACGUGAGUUUUCUCGACGUUACACCGACUAUUUGACGUUCAUAGUUGAUUUUGCAUCGAAGAGCAGGUAUGAUUCCUACACCGGAGGAAGUUUUGAUUUCAUGUUUGGAUUGGAUUUGUCAAAUAAUGAACUCAGUGGUGGAAUCCCGAAAGAGCUAGGGGAUCUUCGGAGAAUACGUGCUUUGAAUCUGUCCCACAAUUCCUUUUCAGGUUCAAUACCUGAAAGCUUCUCAAAUCUAACAGAUAUAGAGAGCAUUGAUCUUUCAUUUAACAGGUUGCGUGGGACAAUACCUCAAGAUAUAUCCAAGUUAGACUAUAUGGUUGUGUUCAAUGUAUCAUACAACAACUUGUCAGGCUCCAUUCCAACUCAAGGCAAAUUCCCUACUUUAGAUGAAACUAACUACAUUGGUAAUCCUCUUCUCUGUGGAUCAUCCAUAAAUAGAAGUUGUGAGGAUAACAACAAAACUACCGGGUUCCUUGAACCUGAUUCUCUAAACGAGGACGAAGAAACAACAAUCGAUAUGGAAACUUUCUUUUGGAGCCUUGCCGCCACCUUGGGUGUAACAUGGAUCACAUUUCUUGUGUUUCUUUGCUUUGAUUCACCUUGGCGCCAAGCAUGGUUUGACCUUGUUGAUGCUUUUAUCAAAAUGUUCCAAUGCGCUUGA